This is a messenger RNA of Austrofundulus limnaeus, 2741 nucleotides long. It is a transcript of the gene mat1a, whose product is annotated as methionine adenosyltransferase 1A. The record is from RefSeq and is a predicted model, not a curated record. NCBI's taxonomy places the organism in Eukaryota, Metazoa, Chordata, Actinopteri, Cyprinodontiformes, Rivulidae. Gene Ontology annotation, biological process: S-adenosylmethionine biosynthetic process. Gene Ontology annotation, molecular function: ATP binding; methionine adenosyltransferase activity.
GUGCGUGUGUGCGUGUGUGCGCGUGUCCCCCUCAGCCAUAUAUAUUGAGCCAUGUGGAGCCAGACGUGGAGUUUUGUUGAGCAGACUUUCUCUUGGCUGCAGGGGAUUCUGGGGGAAGGAGAAGCGGCAGGAAAAUAAAAGCUGCCUUCGGCUCCCGUUGGACUGUCGGAGAAUCAGGAACCUCGCCGAGCGUCUGGAUCCCCCAGGUCAAAAAUGAGCGACAUUCUGGACGACGGCUCUUUCAUGUUCACUUCGGAGUCGGUGGGAGAGGGACACCCAGACAAGAUUUGUGACCAGAUCAGUGACGCUGUCCUGGACGCACACCUGAAGCAGGAUCCUGAUGCUAAAGUGGCCUGUGAGACAGUGUGUAAGACUGGCAUGGUGCUGCUCUGUGGUGAAAUCACAUCUCGGGCUAACGUGGACUAUCAGAGGGUGGUGAGGGACACCAUUAAAUACAUUGGCUACGACAACUCUGAAAAGGGUUUCGACUACAAGACCUGUAACGUGCUGGUGGCUCUGGAGCAGCAGAGUCCGGACAUCGCUCAGGGCGUCCAUAUUGACAGACGGGAAGAGGACAUUGGAGCAGGAGACCAGGGUCUGAUGUUCGGCUACGCCACCGACGAGACGGAGGAGUGCAUGCCCCUCACCAUCGUCCUAGCCCACAAACUCAACUCAAAGAUGGCCGAACUCAGACGCAACGGCACCGUCCCGUGGCUGCGCCCCGACUCUAAGACACAGGUGACGGUACAUUAUGACCAGAAGGAUGGAGCUGUGAUUCCCAAAAGAGUUCACACCAUCGUCAUCUCUGUGCAGCACGAUGACGGGGUCACCCUGGAGGAACAACAGAGAAUCCUGAGUGAGAAGGUGAUCAAAGCUGUGGUUCCUGCUAAAUAUCUGGACGACAAAACCAUCUACCACCUCCAGCCAAGCGGUCGCUUCGUCAUCGGAGGACCCCAGGGAGAUGCGGGAGUCACGGGCAGAAAAAUUAUCGUAGACACGUACGGAGGCUGGGGCGCUCACGGAGGCGGAGCUUUCUCGGGCAAAGACUUCUCGAAGGUGGACCGCUCGGCCGCAUACGCCGCUCGCUGGGUGGCCAAGUCUUUGGUCAAAGCCAAACUGUGCCGGAGAGUUCUGGUUCAGGUGUCCUACGCUAUCGGAGUGGCCCACCCCCUGUCCGUUUCCUUGUUCACAUAUGGGUCGUCCCAGAAAACAGAGUCCGAACUGCUCAAGAUCGUCAACAAGAACUUCGAUCUGCGCCCAGGAGUCAUCGUCAGAGAUCUGCAGCUGAAGAGGCCGAUCUACCAACAGACUGCCGCCUACGGUCACUUCGGACGAUCGGAGUUUUCCUGGGAGGUGCCCAAAACGCUCGUCUUCUAAAGACUUUGCAGAUGGACCGACCCGGAGGGCGAAGGAGACGCUCCACCGUGAGCUGUAGCUGCCGACUUCAUCACACGUCUUUAACCCAUUCAGAUCAAAGGCUUCAUGAAAAAAAAUAUACAUUUCUAAAUCUGAAGGUUUUCUGGAAAAUUUAACAUGAAAAUGUAGUUUCACUCCCUGCUGACAAACGUAAACAUUAUGUAGAAAGAAGUUUAACGUUUGGCUUACGUUACUCGAUCUGAGGAAAUAAGACAGUGUCUUGAAAAUGAUGCCGUGUUCAGUGCAUCAGGUCUGAAUGGGUUAAUACAGAGAGUUAUGAAGUAAAGGGAAAAUAGGUUUGUAUAAAUGGUGUAAAGAGAUAAUUAGGGUGCUUUAGGCCAGUUAUAUCCAGAAUACAAAAUAUUCAGCUGUCAGUGCUUCAAAUGUUCAUGUAGUCCCAGUGACACCAGAGAAUAUUUUACCUUAAAAUAGACGUAUCAUGCUUUUAAAUCCUUCCUUUUCAUAUUUAAAUCAUUCAGUUGGGGUCUGUAGAAACUGGAACUACAAUGCUUUGGGCUGAAACUGUAUGUCCCCUUCAAAGUUAGUAUUUUCUGUUUUUCUGGCCAGUUUGAUGAAAUGGAGCAACCUCAGCUUUACAAGGUGCUUUCACCAGUGAACAUCAGUAUUAACCUUGCUGCUGCCUCUGGGUCAAAAUGAGCAACGAGGAUGACCCGAGGGCAGCAGGAGGUUUAAUUUCACAAAUGUGACGACAGCUUAAACCAAAGAUUUUAGGAACUUAUGGACCGUUUUUGUGUUGGAAGCGAAAUUCCUUUUUUCUAUUGCAACGUGCUGCAGAAAGCUGCUGAGCGGGUCAGCCGUGCAGUUUUUAACACCUGAUUCAUCAGUGAUUUAUCCUCAGGUCUUUUUUUUAAGUUGCCUGUAAGCCUCUAAUUUUACCAAGUUAUUAAAAAGCUUAAAUUUCCUGUGGAUUCGUCUGUUAGGAAUGAAGCAUUUAGUGCUUUUAAUACUCAACAUGUCUUAAAUUUAGAAACCUGAUCUGCUUUUCUGCAGAUGUACAUUUCCUUAGAUUUUAUAUUGAAUCUGAAAGCACAAGUAAAAUAUCUUUGACUGUAGUCUCAUUGCAACCCUCCUGAUGACUCUAAAAUUAAAAACAAAACAGAGCAUUUAGAAAUUGUAAUUUUGAGUAUUGAAUUAAAUCCCUCUGAAGAGUCUAUAGAUUUUAAUGGUUCGUGUGCAGCCGGCAUUAUGUUUGUUUAACGUGUUUUCUGUGUCACCCUCUGAUAACUUUUAUUGUCAGAGAAACUGGACGAUGUAAAUAAUGAACCAAUAAAUGAACUACAGAUAUAAAUAACUGUCUAACUCUA